This is a messenger RNA of Mytilus trossulus (common blue mussel), 1076 nucleotides long. RefSeq lists its product as uncharacterized. NCBI's taxonomy places the organism in Eukaryota, Metazoa, Mollusca, Bivalvia, Mytilida, Mytilidae. The transcript has 3 exons. The record is from RefSeq and is a predicted model, not a curated record. Bases 123 to 737 code for a protein of 204 amino acids.
UCCUCAUGUUAUUAAUAGUCAUAUGUAAAUAAUAAUAUUGACAUAAAAUGAUUAAGGUAAAGUAAUCUAAGUAUAUAAAUAAUGCAGUAUAGUCUCUAUCGUCUGACCGGUUUUACAACAAAAUGGAACUAUAUCGUAAUUUGUUUAUUUGCUCGGCUAUUCUAACAGUUUCUGCAAUUCUAACACAUGGGUUAGCUAUGGGACUACCGUACUGGAUAUACCGGCGAGUCAGUGUUAAAAUUGCAAAUAUAUCAGUGGAUGCUCUUGCUUAUGAAGGAUUAUUUAAAGCAUGUAGAGAGUAUGAUGAUAAAAUACAUAUAGUAGAACACAAACAUAAGCAUAUUAAAGAGUGUAUUAAUACACCUGAUAGAAACUGGCUACUUCAAGCGCCUAACAAAGACUGGAUAAUUCCUGAAAGGUAUUUGGUUUCAUUCGCAAUGGGUGGUCUUGCUAUGACCUUCUUCUCAGAUAUACUCAUAGCAUCUGGUUUACGUAGCAGGAGACACAUAUUUGGAUCCAGCAUAAGCAAUUUAACAGCAGUUCUGUUGCUUUUAACAGUUCUUAUUGUAUAUGGAAUACAAUCAGAUUCGUCAGCAUACUAUGUGGCGUUUGACUGUGAGAUAAUAUCGUUAAUUUUGUCAAUCUUCAGUAGUUUGUGUCGCUUCACAAUCUGCAGAGGAGAAAAAAAUGGACCGUAUGAGCGCAUAAAGGAAAAGUCAUUUCGGGUUAAUUCGUAGUCAUAUAUAAAUAUACUUCAGAAUCAUCGUCUUUAACCAAUUCACUCCUGGUUUUAAAACCGUCAUCAUGAACUAAUUCGUAAGUUUGUGUGAUACAAAUAUGUUGCAAUGGACUUAAAGGAAACAAACAAAUGUGAACAGGAUCUUCAGUAGAACGUUUUUGAAUAACCAAAUCUGGUUCUUCCUGAAUGGUUUUGCUAUAUUUAACAGGAAUGGCCGCAUGAUGUAUCUAUAUGUAAAUGAUGGUAUGCUUUCACCUAUAUGUGUUCAUAUAAUGUAUAUUGAGAUGUGUUAUUAAUUUUUUUUCAUAUUGCUCAUAAAUAAUAAGAAUUGCUUGCA